Cladophialophora psammophila CBS 110553 is the source of this 1968-nucleotide messenger RNA. Its product is annotated as NAD+ kinase. The record is from RefSeq and is a predicted model, not a curated record. Gene Ontology annotation, molecular function: NAD+ kinase activity. Bases 1 to 1968 code for a protein of 655 amino acids. Gene Ontology annotation, biological process: NAD+ metabolic process; NADP+ biosynthetic process. Lineage: Eukaryota; Fungi; Ascomycota; Eurotiomycetes; Chaetothyriales; Herpotrichiellaceae. The transcript has a single exon.
AUGACCGCAUCUCCCACAGUCAGUAACCUCGACAUCCACGCACACGCCCACUCCACCUUAUCCUCGCCCACUACCUCCGAAGCCACUAGUAUCAGCACCUUUUCUCCACCAACUCCUGGCCUUGAUAAUCCUGACCUCCUGCUCCCUGAUGGCAUGGCUAAUUCUACCUCCAAAAAGUCGGUUGGGGAAUCCAUCCUGCGUCAAUAUGCCGAAUAUCUAGAUCCCAUUGACGCCAAUGGCCAAACACAUGCAGUGCGCAACUUGGCUCACCCAGAGCCCGAUCUCGUGAGCGAGAAAUCCCACAGCGGCGACAGCGCGGCUCCCAGCGAUCCUCUGAAGACCUCAUAUAUUGCCCAUCAUCCUACCGUUCCCGUCCCAAAGCCUCUUCUGCUGCCGAAAUCUCUGCUCGCCCACCGCAAAAACCCAAAGUCAAUAGAUAUACCGAGACAAACCAUCAUGAAGGCUAUGGUGUCGCGGCGGCCUAGUGCGGGCCCUAACACGGCGCCAUUGACACUGAAUGCUCUCAAGACAGCCAUCAACGAAGUCGACUCGGAUCAGCAAGGAGGCUGCGCUGCGUCACCAUCCCUAACGGCCACCUUUGCUGGUCUCCAGGCCGGCGCUCUGUCAGCCUAUUCGCCCACGUCGACGAGUUUUCUUCGCUCGCCGUGUUUUUUCCAUCAGCGGUUUGACGGGGUUGUGGACAUUCAGAAAGUCUUGGAUGAGAUUGCGGAUGACGACUACUCGCAUUCGAGACUGAUGCAAACUGCAACGGGUGUAAGAGAGGUUUCCAAACAGCUUCAGCGCAAACCGCUGAAGCGAGCCGUACGCAACGUUAUGAUCGUGACUAAGGCUCGCGAUAACAACCUCGUUUAUUUGACGCGUGAGCUUGCAGAAUGGCUGCUCUCCACGCCUCGGUACGGGAGCGAGCUUGGGGUGAAUGUCUAUGUGGAUGCCAAGCUCCGCCAUUCGAAACGCUUCGAUGCCGCUGGAUUGUUGGCAAAGGAACCUCGGUUCAGCAAGAUGUUGAAGUAUUGGACUCCGGACUUGUGCUGGUCAUCGCCGGAGAAAUUCGACCUGGUUCUCACAAUGGGAGGUGAUGGCACCGUGUUGUUUACCUCGUGGCUGUUUCAGCGCGUGGUGCCACCCGUGCUUUCCUUUUCGUUGGGAAGCUUAGGUUUCUUGACGAAUUUUGAGUUCGACAAAUACAAAGAACACCUUGAUCGGGUCAUGGGCGACGCUGGAAUGCGAGUCAACCUUCGCAUGCGAUUUACCUGCACUGUCUGGAGAGCUGAUCGAUCCCCCGGAGCGGUGAAAGGCGCUGCGGAGGAGGGUGAGCAGUUCGAAGUUUUAAACGAACUUGUCAUUGACCGUGGUCCUUCGGCCUAUGUGUCCAACUUAGAGCUUUACGGUGACGAUGAGCUCCUGACCAUUGUGCAGGCUGACGGGUGUAUCUUUUCCACGCCGACAGGAUCCACGGCUUACUCCCUGUCAGCUGGAGGUUCUCUGAUACACCCAUCUAUUCCUGCCAUCUUGUUGACGCCCAUUUGUCCACACACUCUCUCUUUCCGUCCGAUGGUGCUGUCGGACACUCUUGCAUUGCGAAUAGCAGUGCCUCACAAGUCCCGGUCGUCAGCAUAUUGCUCCUUUGAUGGAAAGGGACGGAUUGAGUUGAGGCAAGGGGAUUAUGUGACCCUGGAAGCGUCGCAAUAUCCCCUCCCUACCGUUAUGACCGGCACAAAUGAAUGGGUGGAAAGCGUACAAAGGGCUUUGAGAUGGAAUGUCAGAGGAGCAGUCCAAAAAGGAUGGGACAACGGGGAUGAUGAGGACGGUGUUCAUGUUGAGGAGAAAUGGGACAUUGACAUCGACUCUAAUCCCUGCGGAGGGACGGACAGCGGCAUCGGUCCCAGUGAGGAUGGGGACCAGGCAGCAAGCCCCAUGAGGCGGCAGCUGAGCAUGUUGAAUAUGUGA